UAAGGCUCCCGUUUUGUGGCGGCGUCGCUGCAGCUCUGCCUACGUUGGUGGGAGUACCCCCUGCACAGGUCCCUUUUGCAGUGCAGAUCCAGUAGUUGGAGUUGUUGUACACCGAGCACGAGAGGGAGAGGAGAGGAGCGCGGCAGCUGAGUGAGCAAACAGAGGUAGAAGAAACAUUAGGUUUAUCUUCCGAGACUUAUCAGACACAGACCUGUCACUUUUACCGCUUCGAGUCGAGUCUACUUGAAGAGGACCACAGCAGCAGCAGAGGCGGCGGCGGCGGCGGCGACCUGGUCUGGUCUGGUCCGCUCGAGCCUGUGGAAAAACUCCCAAACGCGGUCGUCUCAGCUGGCAUGAGCUAACCUACCAGACAGACAUGGAAACCAAACCAUUCUUGUCAUUGGGGUUCCUGAAGCCCCAGUGCUCGUUGGCUCCUCCAAUGCAGCGAGGACGCUCAGGCGAGGCUUGUUCCUGUUUCAGUGGCAUGUGUCCCCUCCAUCAGCGUCGCCUAUCCUCAGACUCGUCGGGCCAGGUGACCUCCUCGCCCCUGGGCUCGCCCACGUCCCACCGGGGAAUGCACCCGUCUCUGCUCAGCCCAACGUCCAUGGGGCCCUCCGGCUCUCUUCACUCUCCCAUCAGCACGCUGAGUUCGCCCAUGAACGGCCUGGCCUCGCCCUUCUCCGUCAUCAGCUCGCCCAUGGGUCCCCACUCCAUGAACUCGCCCGGCAUGGGCUACGGCCCCAGCGUAAGCCCCCAGCUGAACUCUCCGAUGAACUCGGUCAGCAGCACGGAGGACAUUAAGCCCCCGCUGGGUCUCAACGGCGUGAUGAAGGUGCCCGCCCAGCCCUCAGGCACGGCCCUGUCGCUCACAAAACACAUCUGCGCCAUUUGUGGUGACCGCUCCUCAGGUAAACACUAUGGGGUAUACAGCUGUGAGGGCUGCAAAGGUUUCUUCAAAAGGACGGUGCGCAAAGACCUGACGUACACCUGUCGUGACAACAAGGACUGUGUCAUUGAUAAGCGCCAGAGGAACCGCUGCCAGUACUGCCGCUACCAGAAGUGUUUAGCCAUGGGCAUGAAGAGAGAAGCCGUUCAGGAGGAGCGCCAACGAGCCAAGGACAGAAAUGAGAACGAGGUGGAGUCCACCAGCUGCGCCAACGAGGACAUGCCCGUGGAGAAGAUCCUGGAGGCCGAGCAGGCGGUGGAACCCAAAACCGAGACCUACAUUGAGACCAACCUUGGUGUGCCAUCUAACUCGCCGAACGACCCAGUGACAAAUAUAUGUCAGGCGGCUGACAAACAGCUCUUUACCCUGGUAGAGUGGGCCAAGAGGAUCCCCCACUUCUCUGAGCUGCAACUGGACGACCAGGUGAUCCUUCUACGAGCAGGUUGGAAUGAACUCCUCAUUGCAUCAUUUUCGCACCGUUCGAUAACGAUUAAAGAUGGGAUCCUCUUGGCGACCGGGCUGCACGUCCAUCGCAACAGCGCCCAUAGUGCUGGAGUGGGAGCCAUCUUUGACAGGGUGCUCACAGAGCUGGUGUCAAAGAUGAGGGACAUGCAGAUGGAUAAGACAGAACUGGGGUGCCUUCGAGCUAUAGUCCUUUUCAACCCAGACUCUAAAGGUCUGUCCAACCCCAGUGAGGUAGAAGCUCUGAGAGAGAAAGUGUACGCGUCUUUAGAGGCGUACUGCAAACAGAAGUACCCCGAGCAGCCUGGCAGAUUUGCCAAGCUGUUGCUGCGGUUACCGGCGCUCCGCUCCAUCGGCCUCAAGUGCGAUCGCGACAAACUCGGACGGCUGGUUUCGCCGGCCUCUGAGCUCCUUUUCCGUCCCUUCUCCGACCUCUCCUGUUCUCAUUUCAUGUGA
This is a messenger RNA of Morone saxatilis (striped sea-bass), 1864 nucleotides long. RefSeq names its product retinoid X receptor, alpha a (gene rxraa). Gene Ontology annotation, molecular function: zinc ion binding; nuclear receptor activity; retinoic acid-responsive element binding. Bases 377 to 1864 code for a protein of 495 amino acids. The record is from RefSeq and is a predicted model, not a curated record. Gene Ontology annotation, biological process: response to retinoic acid; positive regulation of transcription by RNA polymerase II; cell differentiation. The transcript is spliced from 12 exons. Gene Ontology annotation, cellular component: nucleus; RNA polymerase II transcription regulator complex. NCBI's taxonomy places the organism in Eukaryota, Metazoa, Chordata, Actinopteri, Moronidae.